Molecule: messenger RNA, 2643 nt
Organism: Amphimedon queenslandica
Lineage: Eukaryota; Metazoa; Porifera; Demospongiae; Haplosclerida; Niphatidae
Product: WD repeat-containing protein 49-like
Exons: 17
Coding region: 31-2625 (864 amino acids)
Molecular function (GO): protein binding
Source: RefSeq, a predicted model, not a curated record
CCUCACAGGCACUGUGUGUAUAGGAUUACAAUGCUACCAAGUAUCUCACGUAAUUUUGAAACAAAGACAGAAGGCUCAGGAGACAAUGAUGGAAGCAUCAUUAGCAUCAGCAAAGAUGGAAUUGUUUGCUUUUGGAAGAAAAACGUUAAGAAUCUUAAGCUCUACAGAACAGUUAAUCUCACAAAAUUAGAAAAAACAACAAAAGCUAGACCACUGUGGGUCACUGACAUGGUUGUAAUGCCAAACAUGCACAAAGUGCUUCUCUCAUUCACCGACAGUGUACUAGCUGUCUAUGAUUUAACAACACCAACAUUUGAAAGAAUAUUCCACAUCACGAGAAUGCCACACUGUGUUGUAACAAUGGAUUACUGGUACGAUGACAAGGAAUUUGAUCAUGCUAUUCUAGUACUCGGUGAUUCUGGAGGUGGAGUACAUAAAGACUGGAUUAGCAAGAUAUACUAUUGCCAUAACUUAGAAGGUAUACUGUCCUGCAGUUGUGACAGCAAUACUGCCUUAGUUUUCACUACAUUACAAGGAUACAGAGAGAGUGUGUUUCAUGUAAGAAAAGGAGUCAAUUCAUUCGAUUAUUCGACUGAUUAUAAUCUCAUUGCUACUGGUGGAAUGGACCAAAGAAUCAGAUUAUGGAAUCCAUACACAGUCACAAAACCAUCAUAUGAAAUGAGGGGGCACAAUUCAACAAUCAUAUUUAUUGCUAUCAAUGAUGAAACAGGACACCUUAUUAGCUUUUCAAAAGAUCUGGAAGCUAGAGUUUGGGGUGUACAUAAUCAGCGAUGCCUUCAAGUUUGCCAUCAGUUUCAAGAAUUUGAUAACAUACCCUCAGCUCUAUACUACUACAGUCCCACGUCAACACUUAUCGCUGGAUAUCUUGACGUUGGUAUGUUGGAAGGAUUUAGAGAGGACCUUAAGACAGUUGCAGUUGUUUCCCACGAGUAUCCGCUCUGUGGUGCACUAUACAACUCAAUAUUUAAUCAAGUAGUCAGUGGUUGUAAUGGGUCAGUUGUGAGUGUAUGGGACAUUGAGACUGGGCAAAAAGCAAUACAGUUCUCCCAUUGUCAUGGAGAAGUUGAAAUCACAGCAAUGUCCUUCGAUGCUAGUGGACGAAGGCUCAUAACAGGUGCUAGAGAUGGAUCAAUAAAAAUAUGGAAUUUCAACAAUGGCGCCUGCUUAAAGAUUCUAGAAAGCUCGUACAAUGCAGAAGUGAUCUGCUUUGUCUUGUUUUACAAUAAUGUACUAGCUAGUGGCUGGAGCCAGGUCAUUGCAGAAUACAGGGAUUUAAGCUCUAAAGAUCCGAAUGAUCUAAUACCUACAUACUGGGGGAAAAAUAUCCACGAAGAUGACAUCCUUAGCAUGGCUUAUCAUGACCCAGGGAUAAUUGCUACUUCUAGUUUUGAUGGUGACAUUAUCCUCUGGGAUAUAAUGACUGAGCAAGUCAUUGCAAUACUCAAUGCAACUGACGUUGAUUUCAGUGCACAAUAUGCUCGCCUUUAUAAUAAGAUGAGCAAAAAACCAGUAGAGGGUAACAUGGUCAAAGAAAUAAGGCACUCAUCGAAGAAAGCAUCAGUUUCUAAUCAGAGGCAAAACAAUCUGAAAAAUAUGGGAGAAUCAAAGAAACCAAGAUUUGGCUACGGAACUAACAAUGCAGUUGAAAAAGUUAUAUUCUUGGAAAAAAGAGAAAAGUCGGUCAAGACUGCGACUCUAGUAGCCUGUGGUGCAGGGGGCCUGGUUCAGUUCUGGAAUAUAUACGGAGGAGGUCUGAUAGGAGAAUUUAACACUUUCUAUUACAUAUACAAGACCGAGGAGGAAAGGGAGGCUGUGCAUGUACUCCAUUCGGUCACUACAUGCAAAGCAUUGAGCGAUAACUCAAUACUAGUAACAGGGUCAUCUCUAGGAUAUAUACAGGUAUGGGACAUCAGUUCAUUUUGUGUUGACGUACUCAAUGAGUCAAAGCCUAUUAAGAAUAUGCCUCCAAUUAUUAGUUCCUGGAGAGGUCACACUGAUGCUAUCAUUAGCAUUGAUCUUGUGGAACACAAGGAAUUGAUUAUAACAGCAUCUUUAGACUGUUGCGUGAGCCUUUGGACUUUAUGCGGUCGUUACAUAGGUACAUUUGGUGAGAGCUACAUAUGGAAUCUAAACAACAUUGAAACCAGAGUCCCGACCAGGCUACAACAAAUAGCAUCAGAGACCACACUGCAAACAAUAGCACCAAAGGUCAUAAAAACUUUCUCUUUACUUUACAUGACAAUGGCCGAGGAAGUAAUAGAAAAAGAGCUACAUGUAAGCGAAGAGAAAGCAAAAACAAACAACGAAAAGAAUGAUUCUGUACCAAUAGAAGAUAUACUCAAAGCAUGCAAAAACCCAAAGAAGAAACCCUGCCCGCCAAUCAAGCUGAAAGUACGAAACUCGGAGUAUGGUCUAUCCGUAUACUCGCACUUAAAGUGUCCUGAACUACAGCCAGAGCCAACAUAUAGCCACCCACUAAGUGGUCCUAAUAAUAGCAAGAGGAAUAAGAAAUCCGAGAAGGCAAAUUCGUGCGAUAAGGCUUUGCCAAAGAAACUGAUAACAGAGAAGACACUAUUUCCCAAUACAGCAGAAUCAAUAAAAUAAUAAAUAACUAUAACAAUA